Carassius gibelio (silver crucian carp) is the source of this 4935-nucleotide messenger RNA. Its product is annotated as SNF-related serine/threonine-protein kinase-like. The record is from RefSeq and is a predicted model, not a curated record. Gene Ontology annotation, molecular function: ATP binding; protein serine/threonine kinase activity; tau-protein kinase activity. Gene Ontology annotation, cellular component: cytoplasm. NCBI's taxonomy places the organism in Eukaryota, Metazoa, Chordata, Actinopteri, Cypriniformes, Cyprinidae. The transcript is spliced from 5 exons. The coding region runs from base 144 to 2546 and encodes 800 amino acids. Gene Ontology annotation, biological process: protein phosphorylation; intracellular signal transduction; microtubule cytoskeleton organization.
UCUCUUAUUAACAGGAACCUGCCACCAUGGGAUUGCCAUUACCAGCCAAUGUGCUGAAGUGAGCUGGAUUUUCCCUCCGGUUUAACCCCCACCCCUCCUCCAGGGGCCACUCCCCCCUCCAUCCCACCGGAGGACCAGCAAUCAUGGCGGGAAUCAAGCGCGGAUAUGACGGAAAAAUCGCUGGACUAUAUGACCUGGACAAGACGCUCGGCCGUGGCCAUUUCGCUGUGGUCAAACUAGCGCGUCACGUCUUCACUGGUGAAAAAGUGGCAGUCAAGGUGAUUGACAAAACUAAGCUCGACACGGUCGCGACUGGUCACCUGUUCCAGGAGGUCCGUUGUAUGAAACUGGUCCAGCAUCCCAACAUUGUUCGGCUCUACGAGGUCAUCGACACGCAGACAAAACUCUACCUGAUCCUGGAGCUCGGCGAUGGUGGUGACAUGUUUGAUUACAUCAUGAAGCAUGAGGAGGGACUGAAAGAAGAGCUGGCCAAGAAAUAUUUCGCCCAGAUCGUGCACGCCAUCUCUUACUGUCACCGGUUGCAUGUGGUUCACCGUGACCUGAAGCCAGAGAAUGUGGUGUUCUUUGAGAAACAGGGCCUGGUCAAGCUCACCGACUUUGGCUUCAGUAAUAAGUUUCAGCCGGGAAAGAAGUUGACCACCAGCUGUGGCUCGCUGGCUUAUUCUGCCCCUGAGAUCCUGCUGGGAGAUGAGUAUGAUGCACCUGCUGUGGAUAUCUGGAGUCUAGGGGUCAUCCUCUUCAUGCUGGUGUGUGGUCAGCCUCCUUUCCAGGAGGCCAACGACAGCGAGACCCUCACUAUGAUCAUGGACUGCAAAUACACUGUACCUGCCCAUGUCUCCAAUGCCUGCAAAGACCUGAUAAACCGAAUGCUACAAAGGGAUCCGAAAAGGCGAGCAUCGCUGGAGGAGAUCGAGAGCCACGCGUGGCUUCAAGGAGUGGACCCAUCUCCAGCCACCAAAUUCAACACCCCACUGGUGUCUCACAAGAAUCUGUCAGAAGAGGAACACAACAGCAUCAUCCAGCGCAUGGUGCUGGGAGACAUAGCCGACAGAGAAGCCAUCAUCGAAGCCCUGGAGACAAACAAGUACAACCACAUCACUGCUACUUACUUCUUGUUGGCUGAACGGAUCCUGAGGGAAAAGCAGGAGAAGGAGGUGCAACCUCGUUCUUCAAGUCCCAGUAACAUCAAGGCCCACUUCAGGCAGUCAUGGCCGACCAAAAACGACAUGCAUCAGGACAUCGAGGACAGCUUAGCCUCUUCAUCCAUCUCUCAUGCUGGAGGCCCACAGUCUCCUGCUCGCAGUACAGACAACCUGCUAAAUGGUCACCGCAAUAAAGGGCUUCUGGAAGUGAUUCAUAGAGAUAUCAGCGAAGCCUCCUGCAGCUUUGCUGCACCUGCAGCUCUGCCCCCAAACCCCCUUAAGCCUGGGGUCAUGGCUUCCCUUGUAUCCGAUUCAUCCAAGCAACGAACCUGCCUGUUUCGGGUGGAAGAAGAUGAGGAGGAGGAAGAAGAACAGAAGCCUUUACCCUUGCCCUCCCAGGUUGUCUUGCGCCGCAAACCAUCGUCCAUCACCAACCGGCUUACGUCUCGAAAAAGCGCCCCAGUUCUCAAUCAGAUCUUUGAGGAGGAAGGUGAAUCAGAUGAUGACUUUGACAUGGAUGAGAGUCUUCCACCCAAGCUCAGCCGGUUGAAGAUGAACAUGGCAUCUCCUGGUACGGCUCAGAAACGCUACCACCGGCGCAAAAGUCAGGGCCGUGGUUCAAGCUGCUCUAGCUCCGAGACCAGCGAUGAUGAUUCGGAGAGCCAUCGCAGACGACUAGACAAAGACACAGGGUUCACCUACAGCAGGAACCGCAGGGACAGUAGUGAGGGUCCACCUGGAAAUUCUGGGGGGAAUGGAGGUGGAAGUAGUGGAGGGCAGAGCAAACCACCUGGGGAAGGUAACUCAGGACCAGACAAGGGCAGCCCUCCAGGAGGAGGAAAUGGUGGGAGUACAGGAGGGGGCAGUGGAGGAGGUGGGGGUACAAAAGGACAAGGAGGCCCUUCCAGCUGUUCCCGUUGCAACAACAAUUCUUCAUCUGGCUCAACACGUAGUGCAGCUCGGAGUGCAGGGGAACUGGUAGAGAGUCUGAAACUCAUGAGUCUAUGCUUGACUUCGCAGUUUCAGCAUCGCAGCUCUGGGGGAGGUGGCGUUGGACGAUUUAUUCUUGAUCCUCAGAGCCUGUCCAGUGUUAAAGUUCAGGAGAAAUCCUCCUGGAAGAUGUGCAUUGGCUCCAGCAACAGUCUAGAAAAAGUGAUCAACCCCGCUUUGAAUGGUAGCGUUGGGGCAAUGGAGCAUUAUCAAGACCAAACGGCGGUCAUGCUAAAUGAACUUGGCCUGGUCAAGGAGAACAGCCUGAACUUGAAAAAUAAUGUUCUCCAGCUACCUCUGUGUGAAAAGACCAUCUCCGUGAACAUCCAGCGAAGCCCCAGGGAUGGGCUACUCUGUGCCUCAGCCCAGGCCAGCUGCUGUCAGGUCAUAUGAUGGCACGGCACAUGGCUGGUUCACAGAGUGGAUUGUUCCUAUUGCCACAUUUGUAGCAUACGAUGACUUGAGUUCUCCACCGGUAGCAGUAAAUGACCUCUCUUGAUCCCAACUUGACCUUUAAACCUGCCUUCAAUGUCGUCUUAAUCAUUCUCACAACUUAUUUAUUAAGUUCUUCUCUCGGACCCAUUGUUUUUAAUGAAGUUCACGCUGCUAUCCUUUUCUGGUCUUGUCUUUAUAUUAAAGUCUAAUUGGGCAAAACAAAUUAUUUAGUAUUUGUUUUCCAAGUCCUGUUAAUUUAGCUGUUUUAGCCCUUGAAAUGAUGUGCUCUAAAUAUGAAUUCCAUGGUUCCAACACCACCCAAUCAGUCAAGAGUUGUGGAAACUGUAUGUAUAAAUAAAUUACCUUUAAUAAAGUGAGAUUUUAAUUAAGACCAACAGUAUGGUAGAACAGAACAUGGCAAUUCAUAAAACAAGCACUUAAACUUAAAAACCUAUUAAUACACCAACUGGUUUUGUAAAUGUUAAGCCCCGAUAUGAUUGUAAUAAGAUGGUAAUACAGUAAAAGCAAUAGUGGAAGUAAAGAACAAUCCAAGGUUAUAUAUAUAUAUAUAUAUAUAUAUAUAUAUAUAUAUAUAUAUAUAUAUAUAUAUAUAUAUAUAUAUAUAUAUAUAUAUAUAUAUAAAAUUCAUAGUGCUGUCUGAUGAGUCUUAAACUGAAAGACCUUUUUGCACCCUUUUUUUGCAAAUUUUUUAAGUGCUACUGACUGACUGUUUUUUUGUCACCAUUUAGAAAUGUUCAGAGUAUAUUAACUUUUGAAGUUAGUGACAAUCAGUUGCAAUAAGAAGGGACAUGUUUAAUGGAUAAUUUCCAAAAGGGGGCUACAGAUAACCCAGAUUAAAAAACAAACAAGUUUUAUUUAAAUAACAUUCACCAUGUUCUUGAUUCACAUCACCUUUUUUUAUUUUAUUUUUUUUUUCAUUUUGAAUAUACGUGCAAUUUAUACGUUCAAGCUGGUAAAUUUUGUAAUUCCAUCUGCGAAAUGCCCUCUCAAGUUAAUAAUGUUUUGCCAAAUUCACAAGCCAGACAGCACUGUGGAGACACCCACACAUAAAUGUGUUCAUCCUAGUUUUUAUCAAAUUAUAAAAUUAAAAUUGCACUUCAUUAUAAGUAGAGUCUACAAUUAGCAUAGUUUGAACACCAUACAAAUCACAGGGGGGAUAAUUAGCCUUUCUGCCAGAGCAAAAUCAGACUCACUGGCAGUGACCGUAUUCAGCUUGUAUAGUACUGAACAUUUUAAUUAGAACUGUCGAGUCGGUACCCCUUUUUCUCAACAUCAUUAUUAAAACGUAAUUUGAAUAGGGAAAUCAUUUUAUCAUUAAGGACUUUUCUUUGGCUUAUUAAAUCAUUUUCGGUUCCAGACCAUAAUAUCUCACUCCUGUUGUUCUUGUACCAUUCAGCUUUGAAUUACUGUAUAUACCAGUCUCAGAAUCGACUGGCCUUGGGGGAUGUUUAUAAGUAUGUACAUAUUUUUUUAGAAGUUUAUUUUUUUGAGAGAACUGCUGAUUUAAAAUGCUGUUUUGGAUGUGAGCCUUGAACUGGCUUAUAGUUGGGAUAGAAUUGGGCUUUUUUGGUCAGCUGGCCACCUAAUAACAGAUAAUUAAAUAAAUGGGAUGUCUUCUAUUCAGUGGAUGGCCACUCUUUCAGGAAAUAUGGCUUCAAGAGUUGGUCACUGGGUGAUCAUCGACUGGUAUAGAAAUACGUCAAAGCUCUACAGGGCUGUGAGUGUGAAAGAAUCGGUUGCAAGAUUUAAAGGGCAUUUGCAAUAAGCUAAGCUAUAAGUUGCAGCUAUAUGUAAAUAUCAUUUUGUUUUGUUUUUAUAUUUCAAAACUGUACAUCCUUCAAAUUGUCCCAAAUUAUCUUAAGUAUUUCUGUUAGUUUUGUAUUUUUGUUUUAUCUUUAAUCUGUAAAUAUUGGUGUAAAUAUGGUGCUCUACUCUUUGAAAAGCAGUGUUGGACUUCUUGUUCAUAGCUGUAAUAUAGCCUUAUUAGAUAUGAGUGUCGAGUAACCGAGCAAGAGAGGUUGAACAGAAAACAGUGCUAUUAUGCAUAAUGUCAGUCUUUGACUUUGUCCUAUGUAAACCGCUAAACGACAUGUGCAUGUGUUGUGCGUUUGACAUUAUUGAUCCACGUUCAUUCAGAGGAAAAGAAUCACCACAAAAUGUUAAAGGACCAAUCCAUGUACUGACAAAAAAAAAGAAAAAAAAAAAGAAAGAAACAUUUUUGAAAAAGCAAAAUCAGUAAAUGUUCUGUUGCUGAAACUUGUCUUUAAAAGUUACAUAUAGUUAUGGUGAUGUCAAAAAUUAAAUGUGAAAUAUGUUGUCUCUAAAA